AGCAACUUCUCUCAGGGACGAAGAGAGAGUACAGGCCCUCUGUGCUGCCAUGCAUCACCCAAACUGACUCAUCCCUCCUCACCUGCUGCCAUCAACCUCUCUGUCUGUCCAUAUCACUCAAGGAGAUCACACCACCACUGAGAAACAUCAAGGCCUGUGGUGGGAAUGACAAGAGCCGGCUUCACAUGACAUGAGUUACGAAAGCUUGCAAGCUCUUUUUUUUUUUUUGGACAUCAAAAACUGGAAAGCAUAAGAAAGUGUGAUGUAAAAUGGACUUCUGAGGAGAUUGGCAAAGGACUGUGUUGAAGAUAAUGAAAUGCUGUAUCAGAGCUAUCCAACUCCUCUGAGCAGCUUAUGUAAUGGUUCUGUGUUCGGCUGCAUGUGCGUUCCCGCGUUUCCUCCACACACGCCUGGAUCUAUAGGCUGUAGGUCAGGACUUGGCAGAUCAGCCUCCUCAGAAAGGAGAGAGAGAGAGAGAAAAAAGAAAGAAAGCAAUCGUGACCUCAGCUGCUAGCUGCUUCACCUCUCCUCACUGACCAACACUUCUUCACCCCAGUCCAUCGUUGGAAACAGCUGCCACCAUGAGCUCCUCUCCGCUGGUUUCUCGAGCGAACGUGGACAUCCUGGACGAGUUGCAGCUGAUCGCUGCUCAGAACUUGGAGAGGCUGGAGGUCAACAAGUACUAUGAAGUGAUCAGGGAGCUGGGGAAGGGUACCUAUGGCAAGGUGGACCUGGUGAUCCACAAGAUCAGAGGUACAAAAAUGGCGCUGAAGUUUCUGAAGAAGAAGACGACGAAGCUGAAAUCAUUCCUUCGGGAGUACAGCAUCUCACUAUACCUCUCCCCCUGCCCCUUCAUCAUCAACAUGUACGGCAUUGCCUUUGAGACAGACGAGUACUACGUCUUUGCCCAGGAGUAUGCGUUGGCAGGAGACCUCUUCGACAUCAUUCCCCCACAGGUUGGUCUACCUGAGUCAGUGGCAAAGCGUUGCGUGCAUCAAGUGGCCAUCGCUCUGGAUUAUCUACAUUGUAAGAAGCUCGUCCACAGGGACAUCAAGCCUGAAAACAUUCUCAUUUUCGACAGAGAGUGUCGUAAAGUCAAGCUUUCAGACUUUGGCAUGACCCGUCGGGCUGGCUCGCCUGUAAAAAGAGUGAGUGGCACCAUUCCCUACACAGCCCCAGAGCUUUGCGAUGCCUCCCGCCAGGAGGGUUUCUGUGUGGACUACAGCACCGAUGUCUGGGCCUUUGGUGUGCUGCUCUUCUGCAUGCUGACUGGCAACUUCCCUUGGGAGAAGGCGCUUCCCACUGAUACUUUCUAUCAAGAGUUUAUCCACUGGCAGAGGAGGAGGACGAACACGGUGCCAUCGCAGUGGAGGCGUUUCACCGAGCAGGCACUGCGAAUGUUCCGCCGCCUGCUCUCGGUGGAGCAGGACCGCCGCUGCUCUGUUAAGGAGGUAUUCGGGUAUUUCAGCCACUCCUGGAUGCUGGAUGCAGAGCAUGACAACAACGGCAAUGCAGGGGGAAGUGGUAGCGCAGAGAUGGUUGGUGGGAGCAACAUGGGAGGAGGAGGAGGGAAUGUGCGAGGAGAUAUGGAAGGCACCAUCUCUACUUCUUCAUCAGGGGAAGAAGAUGAGGAGCUCCUGGUGGAGAGGAUGAAGCAGCAGACUUUGUCGCCUCGUUCGCCGCUCUCGCCCCUCUCUCCAAUGUCUCCCAUGGUGGUGGAAAGGGGCAGCGGUGGUGGCGGGGCCAAGGGAACAAUGAUGGACCCUGGUGGAGGACAUCAUUUCGUGUCUGUCUCCACUAACAGCUCGGUGUCGUCCACUAACAGUUACGACCGAAUGCCACGGGAAAACGGUUCCCCUGGCGGCCGCUUGCUAGUGGCUACACCCAUUGAGAUCUGCGUGUGAGCAUGACAAACUCUGCGACUGACUCAACCCACAUUUCCAUACCUCUCGAACUGCAAUAGUUGUGCAUGCAUCGACCAGACUAAAAGUACUAACGUGUAUCCUGUUUUCUACAUCUCGGGAAGAAAGUCAACACGUUGAAGACUUAGGAGAUCUUAAUUGAAGGCACAUACAGAAAGAUUUUUGAUUGGAUGUCAUCAGGACAGGCUUUGUUUACAAACCAGGGACAUUUUGAGAUGCAUUUCAUGAGAAUAUAAAGAAAAAGUGAGAAGCUCCGUGACUAAAACCAUCAGAAAAGAAAACCAAAAUGUAUUUUAUAGAGCAAUACUUGCAGCAAAAAUAAUUCAAGGGAAGACUUCACAAGCUGUGAUGAAGCGACGAAGGACUUGUUUCUAUGAUGAGGACUAAAACAGAACUCGAAGAAACACCCUGGUUGACGGAGUGAGACGAGGUGUAACAAAAAUGUGAAAGUGUGUUUGUGGUUUGUGUGUAUGAAUCUUAAAAAGGUGCAUUUUGCUUUGAGAUACAAUUUAUUUAUUUAAUCGUACAAGACUAAAAUUGUUUUUUCUAUUUUGUUUCUUUUUGUUGUUUUUUAUAAUGUAGUUUUCCUUUUUUUCCACUUUAGUGAAUACUGUAAAGGGACUUCCGACUCCUCUUCCCUGUGCAACACUUGCGGUCGGCUAAUAAGUCGGGGUGUAACGAUUCAUUCAGCUCAUGAGACACCAUGAUACGUGACACUGAGUUCACCACAGAGAUUUGACUCACAAAUAGUGCGAAGGGUUCAAAAAUCGCAAACUGUGUUUUGAAAAAUGUCCAUUUAAGGUGAGAGUUAUUAAUUUCAGAUUUAUUAGGGUUUAUGCUUCCCUUAAUUCACAGUAGCCAAAUUUCACAAGUUAAAUCUAAACUAAUAUUUUAGAUUUCAUCCAGUCUUUCGCAGAUUUAUAGCUAGAAAUGAUCAAAUGUGCUUCCUUAAAAUAAUACUAAAAACAUAUUUAGUUUAAUGCCUAUAGGAAGUUUUGAGUCAGAUGCUAGCUUCAGCAUUGUUAGCGUCUGUUCUGUUUUUCCCUCACAUUUGGUUUAUUUCCCUAUUGGGUAUCAAAAUUACAGACCGUCAAAUGAUUUAAGUCAUGGUGUCAACUUCCAAAUGCUAAUUUAUCAGACUGUUAUCUUCCAGCCCAAUUUGCAAUCCUUGUGGUCAACUCAGUUAACUCAACACUACUAUUUUUUUUCUUACUUUGGAUAAAAAACUAGCAAAAAAUUUCCAUAUGUAGCUUGAAGCACUUAUUUUCAUAUCAGGGCCUCAAAUCUGUUUCACCAGGUGAUCCUGCCCCACAUAUUAGCUAGACAGGAAAGUGUGUGUGUGUGUGACAGAAACGUCAACACAUUUCAGUUUCACGAGAUUUCAUACCACAAAAUGCUGUUACACCCCAACUGAUGAGCAUACCGGUGUUAAUGCUUGUACCAGAAAAAUCUAACACUCUUCGCCUAACUUUAGGUGAUAGAAAAUGACUAUGAUGUCUCUGUCUAUUUUUAUAUUUGCUCCUGAAGUUCUUUUAUCUUUGAAGCUUCACAGGAAAAUCUGUCUGCGACGCUUUUUGUUUUCAUUGUGUUUUAUUUUUUACCGAACAUGUGUGUUUCCUUUGACACUGCUAUCUAAAUACUGUGUGUAGACUAAAAAGAUACAACCUUAGCUCAAUUUGGAAGAAAAAAAAAACAGAGAAGAAAAUAACACCAACUUUAUAUCUGCAUGACUAGCUCACACUUACAGUAAAAAAAAUACACUUGUUAAAGAAAAAGGUUUUGAAGAAAUAUGUGAUUAUUUUUGCAGUAGCACACCUUGAAUUGUAUUCACGGCUGAAUACCAGUGUUAUGAUCUCUUGAGAAAUUCUGGUACUAAAAAAAAAGAAAACAGUAAUUAGUUUUUACUCUGUGUGAAAUAUUUGUGUUAUUGUGUGAUCAUCUCACCACUUUAAAGAACAGCUAAAAAAAUAAUAAGCAUGAGGGCACUGGAGCGAGAGGCUGUAAUUAGAAACUUCGGUUUUAUCUGAAGAGCUUUCUUCUAAAUGGCCUUUGAUGAGAUAGUGAAGCUUUUCACUUUUUGUAUUUUUUAUCCGAUUUAGAAUGAUGGCAAAAAAAAAAAGCAAACCAUUCCUUUUUUGGACUAUGAGAAAAAAAAUCAAGAAAAAUUAUAUUUUCCAAGGCUUAAAAUCAUGUGUAGGAAUGGCUAUCGCUUUCCACACAUUAACCUGCAUGAACAUGUAUGUGCUAAAGAAGCUCUCUUGUGAAAACCUGCUCAGUGUUUCUCGAACCCCAAACCGUAGUAACCCGUAGAUGUAGUGUAGCCGCUGCCGACGAUAUGUUUCUUUAUCUUGUGAGUGUCAGUAGCCUCAGCAUGGAUACUCCCCGACUGAGGAACAGCUAGACCCAGCUAAAGCCCGUGCAUUGUGCAUUUUCAUCAUCAGUGAGUAUGUAUGCUAAGUACAUCUUGUGACAUCUCUGACCUCAUCAGCAGCCUUCUGAUUCAGAACAAAGGACCGUCCUGAUGCAGACACUGUAGCCCUGCUGUUUUCUCCAGCUGGCUGUGAGCUACACACGAAAUUCACAUGACCGCGUGAAACCUGUACAUGAGCUCAUCGAGCAAUUAAAACACCCGGUACAUACUGUUAAUGGUGUCUUUGAGUAGUUGGGGUUUACUUUGCAAAGUUUGAAAAGUCAGGGAAUUCCUAUUCCUAUUCAGAUACAUGGGUGUUGUAAUUCUUGUAUCUGUGUCUCAUAGUAGGUUUUCCCAUAAGAGGCAUUUUAACCUUUUAUUUGUUGCUCAAGUAAAACGGUGUGGAAAACGAAGGCGCGCCACCUAUCGCUUGCUUUACGGUAAUGAGGUUUUAAAACGACCGUUAGAAAGCGACGAGCUGUAUGCUAACACCGACUCAUAACCUGAGCUAACAGGAGUUUUGCUAUUAAGAGUCGGAUGACAAAAAACGUCGAGUGUUCCGUUCAAUAAGUAAUUAAAAGCUUUAGUUAUGCCAGAUUUUUAUCUAAAGUUCGACUCCAAGUUGUUUUAAUUGUAAAAUGUGAAGUUACCUUGGCAGCAGACAUUUCUGUAUCCUGAUAAUAUUCCAGAAAUUCUGACCUGGACUCUGGAGGUUGUUGCUAAGUUUGAAAUGUGCUUGCAAAGAUACACUUCGUGCCUGCAUUUGGACCACGAGAGAAAGAAUAAAUUUUUCUGGACUGAUCAUUAUAGACCUUAAGUAUGAUAUUAACAUAACAACCUCAUAGUUUAGAAUGGGCGUCUCCCUUUCUUUUGAUGUUGGGUUCUGCUGAUAUGUUAGCUUUGUGGUUGUCAUAAUUUGCCCGUUGUUGUCAGCACAAAGUUUGCAAAAUGUUUAGUACAGAUAACUCUAGUGGUUCGGCAAUAAACAGAGGGAAACAGGAAGUUAUUUCAAAAGUUCUGCUAGAAAAUAAUUCCUAGUAUUUUACCUAUUUUUAAAAUUAUUAAACCCGCUUCUUGGAAGUUAACUUCUUUUUAAAAUUGCUUCUAAAAUUUAAAAUUCUAGAAUUUGGAUUCUAAAUUAAGCCUUUGCCCAUUAACUAAUGUGGCUAUUGAGUAUUCUCAGUUAUUACUUUGGUUUGUAUAUUCAUGAAUGUGUUAAACUGAAGAAGACAAUACUAGUAAUUACGUAUUCAGUUUGAGUAUCCAUUAAUCAUCCAAAUCCCACCAGCAAUACUGUGUAUGUUAAAUGUAGCGGGAAGUUUGAUUUCGUAUGUUUUUGUUAACUGGAUGCACAAACUGGACUUUUUUUUGUUCAAAUGUUGAAUCACUGAUGUCAAACUUUUCUCUUUGUUGAUGUUUUAUUUGAGAAUGAACAGCUUUGUAAUCUUGUUGGUUUGGUAAGAAAUUUAGGAAAUUACAGGUAUCUGCCAAUAGAUGAGCAAAACCAGAGUACGUAAUUGGGUGCUUAUUUACGUUCACCCUCACUCGUUUUCUUUGCUUCAAGAAACUUUUGUGCUUGAGCUGAAAAUGGCGAUAUAUAUUUUUAUCAAUUUUUUUGCGGUGGGCAAAAGUAGAUUUCCGAGUUCGUGGAAGCUACUUGGCCCUUUACGUUUCCUAGUGUCUGAGUCAGUGAUUGCUGCUUUGUCCUCUCAUCCAUAAUGUGAUAUGUGUGUGUAAUAAAUUCCCAUUGUCUGUUUGGUGACAUAUUUCCCAUCAUCAUGAUUUUAGCAGAGUUUAAAUGAGUAGAUGACCACAGCACUAGAACUCCUACCCACUUUUGUCUUUGCAAAACAUCCGUCUUCCUGUAAGCUGAGAUUUAGUCAAUAAAAUGAGAAUAUGUGUUGGAGUGAAAUUGGUCUUUUCUUUCUUUUCUUAAUCCCAUGAGAUUUGAUGCUGAAUUUUAAGGGGUUUGCUUUUGCAGUAGACCUUAUUCCAACAUUGCUCUCUCAAUUUUUUAUUUUUUUUAACCAAAUGACUUAUUUUAGAUACAAGCUCACAACUGAAAUCUGUGAAAUCCCAGAGUACUGAAUGGUUGAAACGUCUUUAUCAGCCUGUCAAACAAUUACACUUCACAUUACCUAAUUAAAAUUAAUAUAUGGCAGCAGCAUCAGGAGGGCCAUUUUCAGAUAUUGCUUUUUCUUUUUUUUAUGGUAUUACGACACAUCACACAGAAAAUCCAGAAGAUUGAGCAAAAUAUUUAUUCUGACAAUUGCGAGACCUCUGAUACUCCCGAGAGGUGAACGAGACAUUACAAAAAAAAUCUUGCCAUUAAAAAAAAAAAAAAGAAUCAGAUGAUGGCAACAUUAAAACAAACAAACAAGUUGGCAGUCUUCUUUUAAUGUUAAACUCAAAAUCACCACAGCAUUGAGGCAGACAGAGGAAAAGAAAAGGAGGUGGAAUGUAACGUUUAGUGUGUACCGGGACAGGAAAGGCAGAAAACCUCCUCCUGCUCCAUUACAAAAAAAUAAAAAUAGGUAGAAAAAAAACCACACCCAAAAUCUUUACAAUAUCUGAGAUUCAGCCCUGAGAGCAACAUUUUAAAAAUGCAAACUUUUUUUUUUUUUUAAACAACAUAUUCAGAAAUGUAUAUUUGGUACAAAUCACCAAAGCUUCCAGACAAACCUGCGGGAAGCUCACUGCUUUACUGCAAUAAAAACACAAACUGGGAAAAAUACUAAAAAGACAGAGAUGGCACAAAACGAUCAGCCAAAAAGUUUUUUUUGUUUUUUUUUAAAGGUGAGACUUGGAUUCCUGUGAGAUGCUUCAUGUUGCUGGUGACCGAAAGCCGAGAGGAGAAUCUGACAGUUACAACCAGGCAACUCCAUGCUGCCCCCGGUGGUACGGAGAGGUGCCAGCACUAAUCACACAGACUUCCUAAAAAUAAAGUCAUUACAAAACAACCAAACAAACAAACAAACAAAAAAAAAAACUGGAAAAAGUGCAAGCCAGGUGCCUUUACUCAGGAACUAAUUUGUCACUGCACCCCGGAUAAACUUUUGUCUCCCUCCGUAGAUCAGAUAAGGCUUUUUAAGAAGAGUUCAGGUGCAAAUAUUGUGUUUUAGGAGAUAAAACACAGAGACGGCCUUUCGCGAGAAACCUUUCAGUGACUGACGGCGGAGCUGGAGUGAAGCUGAAACAAAAAGGACGACACACACCACACUGGAUUCUCGCUCCACUAUUAUGGGACUCGCAGGAAGUCCAACUAAUUUAAAAGGCAGCGUCGGCAAAAAUCACAUGGGCACAUUUUUUUGUUGUUGUUGUUUUUUUCUUCUUUUUUCUCCCCCCCUAACGAUUCCAACUCAACGUGGGGAGGCCAAAGUGCUUUGGAGUUGCACAAAAAAAAUUAAAAUAAAAACGAACAAACUAAAUCAUCAGAAACAGUUUGAUGAAGAGAAGGUGGCAAAAGAGCAAUCAGAGAGCCACGAGAAAAGAGCUGAACAGUGCUGAGGGGCCCAGACUGGAGUGCUUCCUGUUAGCAUACAUUCAAACACACACACACACACACACAUAAUGAUAGACUGUGUUGAUAAAAUCAUCUGAGGUUACAACCGGUGCUGCAUCAUUUAAAGCAAAGCCCGUAAAACUAUUACUGAUGGUCCAAUGUCCUGCUGUAGGCAUGGGCAGAUUCUUAUCUAGCGUCAAAAGUCCCUGCCCCUCCCCCAUCUGUUGCUACAAGAGCACUUGACUAAAUAACCAAUCAAAUAGAGAUUUUGUCAGAAUAUUAGCCAUAAUGAUUGAAAAUAUACAGCAAACAGAUGUCAUAAUGCUGCAUGUUUCUAGAAAGUUUGAGGAAUCCUCAAAGCAGAGGAAGUUUAGCAGCUAGCGUUAGCAGUUUGAAAAUUGGACACUUUAUCCUACUAGUUGAAAUUUUAAAACCUACAACCUCACAGGAGUCACCAGCUGUUUCUAACACAUAGCUGCGCUCAAAUUACCUCAGCGGAUGUUUGCAGGCGUUUAUCGCCCGCUAGCGUAGUGUCAUACAACAUGGAGUCGUCUUGCUAGCUGUUAGCCUUCUGUUGCUCUGAGGAUUUCUUUAUGUAAAAACACUGUAAUGCAAGAAAGGGAAUUAUUACUGCAAACCGGAAGUGUUUGCAGUAAUAAUUUAAAUGCAGCAUGUUAGCUUAAAACAUAAGAUUCUAGCAAGCAGUUAAGUGGCUAUUCUGAGUUUGCUCCAUUUUAUGCAUUUAAAUUAAGAUACCAGUCAAUUUGUGAUAUCUUGCAACCAGUAGGAACAAUUGUUGCUUUUCUGCAUUAAAUUAGACCAUUUGAUUCUAUUUGUAGUUAAUGUAAAUACCAGGAAACAGUGAUAUUGUGGUUGUAAUGCCCAUGCCUACUCAGAUAGUUUGUUGUGUGAGCGCAGCAGCUUAACUCAGUCGCAUUUAUUUUUGUCCCAUAUUGGAAUAAAACUAAUCAGAAACUCCUUGACUUGUCGAAGAAUAUUCAAAGCGCUAAACUGAUGGCUUCCAAAAGGAAAGUAAAAAUAAACACACACGCCCUCUCGCCGUCACACAAACAUAUUACAAUUAAGCCUCUUUGACAAACAGCUGAAGAAGCCCGUAAGAAGAGUUCAGGAAUAAAUAAACCAAAUAUAAUCAAAUACUUAGAAAAUCUUU
This is a messenger RNA of Gambusia affinis (western mosquitofish), 9005 nucleotides long. It is a transcript of the gene bsk146, whose product is annotated as brain specific kinase 146. The coding region runs from base 582 to 1904 and encodes 440 amino acids. Lineage: Eukaryota; Metazoa; Chordata; Actinopteri; Cyprinodontiformes; Poeciliidae. Gene Ontology annotation, biological process: peptidyl-serine phosphorylation; peptidyl-threonine phosphorylation. The record is from RefSeq and is a predicted model, not a curated record. Gene Ontology annotation, molecular function: ATP binding; protein serine/threonine kinase activity. The transcript is spliced from 6 exons.